AUGAUUCCAGCGGCGAAGUUGGACACAGCCGUAUCGGAGAAGCUCGUGGGACUUCCCCAAUGGGCAGGAUGUUGGAGCAAAAGCCAGCUGCAGAAAUGGCAAGCCAUCACUGAAGAAGUUCACAGCAAGGGUUGCUAUAUCUUUCUGCAGCUUUGCUGUGCAGGUCGCACGGCAGACAAGGGAUUUCUCAAGCUCUCAUCUGGCAAUAUCCCCCUCGAGGCUGAAGUCACCGCCGGCUUCGAUGGCGUGGAGCUUCACGGUGCUAAUGGCUACCUCAUCGAUCAGUUCAUCCAAGAAUCUUGCAAUAAUAGGACGGAUAAAUGGGGUGGCUCGGUUGAGAAUCGCUCGCGCUUUGCACUCGAAGUCACUGCCGCGGUUGUUGAUGCUGUUGGUGGUGAUCGUGUUGGCUUCCGCAUCAGUCCUUGGAGCACAUACCACUCUAUCGAGCCUCGGAAUCCGGAGUCUCAGUUCACUCAUCUGGUUACUGAGUUGCGGAAGUUGGACCUGGCUUACCUACACGUCAUUACGUCUCGUGUGGACAAUUGGUACGAUGUGGACCGUGUAAAGCCUCUGGAUUUUGUCUUUGAUAGCUGGCGAAUAGACAUACCUGUCAUCAUCACUGGGGGGUAUGAUGGAGAGUCUGCAAAGCGCGCUGUUGAGGAGUAUAAGGACUUCAAGCUCGCCGUUGGAUUCGGUCGGUCGUUCGCUUCAACGCCUGAUCUUGUGGCUUGCAUUAGGAAGGGUAUCGCACCAAACCCUUUCAAUGGCGACCUAGCCUAUACUCCCGGUACCCCAAUAGGGUACAUCGACUAUCCUUUCCUAUCAUAA
Molecule: messenger RNA, 828 nt
Organism: Aspergillus costaricaensis CBS 115574
Lineage: Eukaryota; Fungi; Ascomycota; Eurotiomycetes; Eurotiales; Aspergillaceae
Product: FMN-linked oxidoreductase
Exons: 3
Coding region: 1-828 (275 amino acids)
Molecular function (GO): FMN binding; NADPH dehydrogenase activity
Source: RefSeq, a predicted model, not a curated record